Fopius arisanus is the source of this 1759-nucleotide messenger RNA. It is a transcript of the gene Scgbeta, whose product is annotated as sarcoglycan beta. Gene Ontology annotation, biological process: muscle organ development. The record is from RefSeq and is a predicted model, not a curated record. Gene Ontology annotation, cellular component: sarcoglycan complex; sarcolemma. NCBI's taxonomy places the organism in Eukaryota, Metazoa, Arthropoda, Insecta, Hymenoptera, Braconidae. Bases 638 to 1657 code for a protein of 339 amino acids. The transcript is spliced from 4 exons.
CGCGGGCAGUCUCAAUUUGACGAGAUACGAUAAUUACGAAAAUUCUUAACCUAAUAAAUAAUUCUCUCUUAAAAAAAACAGUGCAAUCACGUAAAAUCCAAUAGUCAGUGAAAAAUAAUUGAUUGAAGAGAAUUUACCGUGUGGAUUUUGGUCUUGACCAUCAAAAACGCUUCGAUUGGAUCUCUGAAACGGGAAUGGGAGUAUCAGAUACAUUGAAUUACCUUCUGUUUUCUAAUCCCGUCAGCUCGAGUGCCGGUUCGUUUGCGAAAACUGCUGCAUCAGCUUCCCACCAGUGCCGAACAGCUGCAGAGUGGGGAUGACAUGGAGAUGAGGGGAAGGUGGUAGUGAUCACCGCGCUGUCUCGUGCUGCCUGAGAGAACUUGUGUUUUUGGCUGGACAAUACCUGCUUGUAUCAUACCUUAUCUACACUAUCUGCACUGACGCGUCGCCAUUGAUGUUGUAUCAAUCUAAAAAUAGAAGAAUCUUAGAUCCACCCUCACCCCGAAAGCAGUAGUAACAUCAAUAUUAGAGUCACGCAGGCGCGGGUUGAAUGACAUUUUUGGUCUAUUCCAUGUCGGGCUUCCGAAAUUCCACAGAAAAAAUAGUAAUUUCUCGCUGCGGUGAAUAAAUUGAAGAAAUGUCGAGUUUCCCUGAGACGGAAACCGACACCGGGUCUCCAUCCAUGUCCAAAGCAGAGGACAACUUGUCGAACAGCGAUGGGCCUUUGUUGAAGAGGAGUUUAGGGAGAAAUAACACAUCUAUCAGCUUGAGGAACGGCUCCAGCGGUAAAUCAUCGAGGUCUCCCUCACGAACACCUACCCAUCGCCAAUCUUCCAGCUCCUUUGAUCCCGAGAAGAAAAGGUAUUGCCUCUGGACUUUAACAUGCAUUCUAGCAGUCAUAGGUCUCUGCAAUCUUCUCCUGAGUAUCACCAUCAUCGACGUCCUCCGAGUUUCCCGAGGGAUGGAGUCGUUAGAGGUCAUUCCUGAGGAGUCUUUAGUGAAAUUCUUCGGGAACACUGAUCUGGACCACGUAUGUGUCGAACGAGGAAUUUGCCAGGGCUACGGUGACGAGCCGGUGGAAUUUUCCGGGCACGACGCAGGAGUGCAUCUCAAUGUGCAGAACCACCGAUACGAUCAUAUAAGAAGUGAUUUUCGUGUUCUCAAGAACGUAACGUCAGUCUCGCAAGUGAAAUCCUUCGAGAUAAAGGAUCCUCACGGCCACUUGCUUUUCUCCACGAAUUUUUCAAAUUUCGGAUCACUCAGAGGAGUCGAUAGAAUCGACGUGAAGCUGGCGCAAACCCACAGGAUUGUGUCGCCAGUCAAUGAAACUUUACUGCUGGAUUCGAAGAAACAGGUUUCCAUGCACGGAGCCGAAAGUCUCGGUAUGGAAGGCAAAGAAAUCAUCCUCAUGGCUAACAACGACGUUAAUUUCAAGAGCAACGACAGCAUCUUCCUGGAUGCCACUCAUGGCGUGUUUUUGGAUGUCCAGAAGAUUCCCAUUGCUCCGCCAUUUGUCUCUAGCGGCAGAUCAGAAGCUCUUCAGUACAAAAUUUGUGUGUGCAUGCCUGAGGGGAAAUUAUUUAGAGUACCUGUGACCCCCGGAAACAUGAAUUGCGCGAGGGUCAGUAAUUCACCUGAAGACGAUCCCUGUCGUUAAUCUUAUUUAUAUAUAUUUUUUAAUUUCGUGAAGGAAAAAUCAUCGCUUUACGAAUUUUUGUAGAGAUUAAUAAUAAAUGUGUCAGUUACACAGUUGACUUUA